AUGUACGAUAACACGGCCUUUGGGGACACUCCGACAAUCAUCAGUAAUGACACUGUCGUGUCCAACGUAGAGGACGAUAGUGACGAGAUAGCUGAGGACCUCGCCUGGCUUCGGACAAUCCAUGAGGAUCUCCGUACCAAAUACGAAGAAGGUCUCGGUGAGGGUGGAGCUCAACUCGAACGACCGUCCACCGAUGUGGAUAUUCUCAAGGCCACUGCCCGUCUGCUCCUCACUGACUGUCCAACGUCAAUUCUCUCAUCUCCCUCACCCUAUGCUGCCAUCGUCAGGUUCCUCGGCAAAGGUAAGCACCUCUUUGUAUACACUCUCGAGUCAUUACGUUUCAGUGCCACAAGGCGUUACCUUUCCUGGGGCGCCAUCUGA
Messenger RNA from Perkinsus marinus ATCC 50983, 381 nucleotides. RefSeq lists its product as hypothetical. NCBI's taxonomy places the organism in Eukaryota, Perkinsozoa, Perkinsida, Perkinsidae. The transcript has 3 exons. The record is from RefSeq and is a predicted model, not a curated record. Bases 1 to 381 code for a protein of 126 amino acids.